CGACUCUAAUGCCAGUUAUUUUGUAAUUAUAAAAGUUAAACCAUUUAUAACAUUAUUAUAUAAUAAACGUUAUAUUUAUUGAAACUUUUUAAACAAUUCCAUAGUAUUAUGGAUUUUAUACUAUUUAAGUGUAUAUUCAAUGAAAAAGUUAUCAAAUGUUAGUCAGCUUUGAAACAAAUAAAGUUUUCAGUACUUUAUUAUCAUUAAUACAAUUGAAAUGCUGUUUGAAAUACUGUGAAUAAUAUUGACAUUCAUUGGUUACUUGGAUUCAAAUUACAGUAAUUGUGUCAACAGUUUAAUAGUUUUGUAUUCAUUGAUGAAAAAUUGCAACAAAUUUUCCAACAAUUUUCUAAAAUACUCUCUGAAUGCAAGUAUAUAUCAAUUAAUUUAUUGAAACCAUUCAUAAAACAUAUCUCAGUCUCGUUUAAAUCAAAUCUUAUUAUUUAUAAAAUUGUCGAUUCAUUGAAACCGUUCAUCAAUUGUCUGUCAUUAUUGUCAUUAAAUAUAUAAUAAAUAAAAUUAAUUUUAUAAAAUGAAAACAUUAUUAUAAAACUAGAAAAUUGUUUUAAUUAUCAAAUAAGAGCAGACAGUAGUAUAUGAUAUGAAAUUAUAAAGUUUUUUAAGUGCUUUUCAACGACUAAUCAAAAGAAAGUAUUGUUUUAUUACAAAUUGUUAGCAAAUAUUGAAGAAAACAAUCGAAACAAUGGAAGACUCGUUGAGUUCAUCGAUUGAAAGGGAAUUAUUGACUCUUCAGAUGCUUAACGACAAUCUCUUUGACGAAGACGAAGACCAGACAUCACUGGACUCAGGGUUUGCUCAUUGGGAUGAUCUGUCAGACCUGGAGAACAACUUUCUCGACAAGAAUUUCAUCGACUAUUUCAGUCAAACCUCAAGCAAUAGCGGAUCUUUCAUCGACACAACCGAUGCUUUUAGCGGUGCUUCGGCUGAAGAUCUGUUGCGCUCAAUAUCAUCGCCAUCUCCAUUGAGUUCAUGGGAGUCAUUAUCGCCGAUGUCUUCUCCGAACGCAUCCGACUGUGACUUACAAAUGACACCAAAGAACGACUUUGUUGUACUCGGAGUCGGAUUAGACACUCUGACCUCUGAUGACGGAUGUGUUGUGUCCAUAGACAACAACUUUGAGAACUUUUCCGACAAUUUCAACACAAAUGCAAACAAUUACUGUCCGAACACGAAAUUACCGCCGAUUAACACACAAUUCGCGUCAAACUUCUUAAACAGUUUUCAUCAGAAUUGCAAUCAAUUAUUUGCAAACAAUUCUAACAAUUUAUACAAAGAUUUGCCGCUAAUGUCGGCACUGGUAGGUCAGACCACACCUUCCAAAAAAACACCGACAAAGAGACAGCGCAAGAGUGUUGUGGCUCAGGAACAGCUGGAAAAGCAGUUUAUUUGCAAUUAUGAAAACUGUAAUAAAGUUUACUCCAAGUCAUCUCAUCUGAAGGCUCAUCUGCGGCGACACACCGGCGAAAAACCAUUUGCAUGUUUGUGGCCGGGAUGUGGUUGGCGUUUCUCCCGUUCCGAUGAACUCUCGCGACACAAACGAUCGCAUACUAACGACAAGCCAUACGAAUGUCCCAUUUGUACCAAACGGUUCUCACGAAGCGAUCAUUUGGCAAAACACUUGAAAGUUCACAGAAAAGAGUUUCCCGAAGGUCUCAACUAUGAUCUACUGUUGCCCCGUCGGGGUCGGGCCGGUCGUAGACCGUAUAAACAGCACAACAACAACAACAACAACUGCUUCAACAUCAAAACCACUUUCAUCCACAACAACAUUCAUUAUCCAUAUCUGGAGUACAAACAAACAAAUUAAUUGUUGGCCAACAAUACCACUAAUUCUUAGCAAUGAUUAUAACAAACAUUAAGAUAUUUAUCGUUAGCUUUAAUUCAAAUCAAUGAAUAACAAGAUAUACUUUUAAUUAUUUUUUUAACUGACAAAAGAUUUUUUAAUUUUCUCUAUUUAUUGAAUUUGACUUAAAAAGAGAGUCAAAUGAUGUUAAAUGUAUUAUAAGUAAGAAAUGUUUGCCUCAUAUAUAGUGAACUUUAUUUUUAUAUAAAAUUUAUAUAAUUA
Messenger RNA from Oppia nitens, 2086 nucleotides. RefSeq names its product early growth response protein 4-like. The record is from RefSeq and is a predicted model, not a curated record. The coding region runs from base 704 to 1828 and encodes 374 amino acids. Lineage: Eukaryota; Metazoa; Arthropoda; Arachnida; Sarcoptiformes; Oppiidae. Gene Ontology annotation, biological process: regulation of transcription by RNA polymerase II. The transcript has a single exon. Gene Ontology annotation, molecular function: DNA-binding transcription factor activity, RNA polymerase II-specific; RNA polymerase II cis-regulatory region sequence-specific DNA binding.